Cynara cardunculus var. scolymus (artichoke) is the source of this 1374-nucleotide messenger RNA. Its product is annotated as delta(12) fatty acid desaturase DES8.11-like. The transcript has a single exon. Bases 32 to 1174 code for a protein of 380 amino acids. NCBI's taxonomy places the organism in Eukaryota, Viridiplantae, Streptophyta, Magnoliopsida, Asterales, Asteraceae. Gene Ontology annotation, molecular function: oxidoreductase activity, acting on paired donors, with oxidation of a pair of donors resulting in the reduction of molecular oxygen to two molecules of water. The record is from RefSeq and is a predicted model, not a curated record. Gene Ontology annotation, biological process: lipid metabolic process.
AUAACUAUAUCUCUAUUUGAACCUCCAAACCAUGGGGGCCGGUGGACGAAUGAACGUUGCUGCAGCCUCCGAUAAACCCCACGCCUUCAAACGUGUUCCUGUCUCUAAGCCUCCAUUCGAGCUUAGUGAUCUCAAGAAAGCAGUUCCACCACACUGUUUCAAACGAUCUCUUGUACGCUCCUUUGCAGCCCUUUUCCGUGAUAUUAUUAUCGUCACUGUCUUAUACUAUCUCGCUGCUACUAUCAUUCCGGUGCUCCCUAAACCCCUUACAUACGUAGCAUGGCCCCUUUAUUGGUUCUUCCAAGGAGCUUAUCUUAUGGGUUUGUGGGUUAUCGGUCACGAGUGCGGCCAUCAUGGYUUCAGCGAGUAYCAAUGGCUCGAUGACACUGUUGGUUUCAUCGUCCACUCCUUGAUUCUCACUCCCUACUUUGGAUUCAAAUACAGCCACCGCACCCACCAUGCUAACACCAACUCCAUCGAAUACGAUGAGGUUUGGAUCCCCAAACGCAAGUCUGAUAAAUUGUACUCUGAAAUUCUAAACAACCCACUCGGCUCUUUUGUAGUAUUUGUGUUCAAGAUCGUUCUUGGAUUUCCCUUGUACUUCGUGUUCAAUCUUUAUGGAAGGAAGUACGAGAAGGGAAUCACGAGCCACUUUUACCCAUAUAGUCCUAUCUUCAACGAUAGCGAGCGCUUUCAGAUCUUUCUCACGGAUCUUGGAGUAUUUGGCACWUUGUACGGGGUAUACCGUCUUGCGUURAUAAAGGGCACAGAAUGGGUGAUCAACUUCUACGGAAUGCCCAUCCUUUUUAUGAGUGGAUUCUUCAUCCUAUUGACAUAUCUACAUCACACUCACCCUUCCAUCCCUCACUACGAUUCGACUGAAUGGGACUGGCUUAGAGGUGCUUUAGCCACUGUGGACAGAAACUUUGGAUUCUUGAACCAUGCUUUCCAUGAUGUAACCCGAACUCAUGCCGUACACCAUCUGUUCCCAACCAUCCCACAUUACCAUACUUUCGAGGCAAGGCUGGCGGUGAUGCCGAUCUUGGGUGAUUACUACAAAUACGAUGAUACCCCCAUUCUAGAGGCGGUUUGGAGAGAGACAAAAGACUGCAUCUUUAUCGAACCAGAGGAGGUUAAUGGUGAGAAAAAGGGUAUUUACUGGUUCUACAAGUAGAGAAAUGAUGAUGAUGAGAGACCUAGCAAAAGGAUCGAUAGGAUUUACUGCACCAAACCAUUCCUCGAAUUAAUGUGUUUUCUGAUCCUUCAUUGUUGUUUGUAAAAUAAAUGUUAUGUGAGAUGGUUUAAACCGCACGAAUGAAGAAAAGCACAAAGUUUGUUACAAAAUAUGGAAAUUCCAAACGUAUUUUUUCUUUA